AUGUCCCCGGGCUGCGGCGCCAAGAGCGAGUACAUGAAGCGCUACCGGGACCCGCGCUGGGCCGAGUACGCGGCCUGCUACCGGGAGCUGCUGCACUACCGCCGCGGCCGCCGGCUGCUGGAGCAGGCGCACGCGCCCUGGCUCUGGGACGCCUGGGGCCCCGCCGGCUCCUCCGACGACUCGGCGUCGUCGGCGUCGUCGUGCGCCGGGAGCCCCGCGCCCCGGGCCGCCUCUGCCUCCCCGCCGCCGCCGCCCGCGGAGGGCCCGGCCCGGGGGGCGCGCGGGUCCCGGGAGGAGCCGGCGGCGAAGCCCGGGGAUGCGGAGGCCGGGGAUGCGGAGGACACGCCUGUGCCAGAAGCACCGCCAGUCAAAGGCGUCAAGGAGAAGCCCGAGGAGGAGGCCGGGAUGGCGGGGACGGACCGGGCGCCCGGCUGCACCCGACCCCGCCAGCACCCCAGCGCCCUGUUCGCCCGCCGGGACAGGAAGGCGGCGCGAAGUCCUGCGAGGUCGCCGAGUAGAACGAGAGAGACCAAGCACCCCUUCGCUCUGUACGGGUGGGGGGAGCGGCGGACAGACACAGGCGGCCAGAGGACCCACAACGUCUGUGCCUCUGCACCCGUGCACGAGAUCCACGAGUCGGCGCUGCGGGCCAGGACCAGGCGGCAGGUGGAGAGGAGGCGGCUGGCAGCCCAGAGGCAGCGCGCGCACUCGGUGGACGCGGAGAAGGGCCGGAGGCCCGCGCCGGCCGCCCCGGACAGCCCGUGGGUCACGGAGUACAUGCGGUGCUACUCGGCCCGCGCCUGA
Pipistrellus nathusii (Nathusius's pipistrelle) is the source of this 804-nucleotide messenger RNA. The record is from the annotation of a GenBank genome assembly. NCBI's taxonomy places the organism in Eukaryota, Metazoa, Chordata, Mammalia, Chiroptera, Vespertilionidae.